This is a messenger RNA of Phodopus roborovskii (desert hamster), 747 nucleotides long. It is a transcript of the gene Gins4, whose product is annotated as GINS complex subunit 4. Gene Ontology annotation, biological process: DNA-templated DNA replication; double-strand break repair via break-induced replication. The record is from RefSeq and is a predicted model, not a curated record. Gene Ontology annotation, cellular component: GINS complex. The transcript is spliced from 8 exons. NCBI's taxonomy places the organism in Eukaryota, Metazoa, Chordata, Mammalia, Rodentia, Cricetidae. The coding region runs from base 37 to 708 and encodes 223 amino acids.
GGGAUUUGCAGCUCCGGAGGUUCCUGGUUCAGAAAGAUGACAGAGGUGCUGGAUCUCCAUGAACAGGACUCCGAUGGGGAGAGUGAGGAGGUGGUCCUAACGCCUGCAGAGCUCAUUGAAAGGCUAGAGCAGGCAUGGAUGAAUGAAAAGUUUGCCCCUGAGCUACUGGAGAGCAAGCCUGAAAUUGUGGAGUGUGUCAUGGAACAGCUACAGCACAUGGAAGGAAAUCUCAGAAGAGCCAGAAACGGGGAUCUGAAGGUCAGUAUUCACCAAAUGGAGAUGGAGAGGAUCCGCUAUAUCCUUAGCAGCUACUUGCGGUGUCGACUCAUGAAGAUAGAGAAGUUUUUCCCUCACAUCCUAGAAAAGGAGAAAAUGCGCCCUGAGGGGGAGCCUUCCAUCCUUUCUCCAGAGGAGUUUGUCUUUGUCAAAGAGUACAUGGAUCACACAGAGACCCAUCUUAAAAAUGUUGCCUUAAAGCACAUGCCUCCCAACCUGCAGAAAGUGGAUCUCUUAAGGGCAGUUCCCAAACCAGACCUAGAUUCAUACGUGUUUCUGAGAGUGAAAGAGCGACAAGAAAACAUUCUAGUAGAGCCAGAAGCAGAUGAGCAGAGAGAUUACGUUAUUGACUUGGAGGAGGGCUCACAGCACUUGAUCCGAUACAAAACCAUUGCACCUCUUGUCGCUUCUGGAGCAGUUCAGUUAAUAUAAAACAGCACAAACAAUCCUGAGGACGUGGUCAACACUAGA